AUCUACUUAACCUUAAUCCCAAAUGGCAGGAAUCAAAUUAAAAUGAACGCAAACGCAAGAUUCUGUUCAUUUUCAAAUAAGAAAUACCUUAUCAUUUUUAAUAGAGUUUUGAGCAACUCUACUCAUAAUUGUUUGAAGCCAAUUGUACGUAUCAAAUCCAACAAAAUUUGGAAUAACAAACCACAAGAUCCAGUUAAAAUUGACCAAGAAACUGUGAAUCUUUUAGAAAGAUUAUCAUUAGUGGAUUGUGCGAAUGAAAACAGUUUGAAACUGAUAGAAAAUGCAGUGAAUUUUGCUAGUGUAAUUCAUUCUGUAGAUACUGAAGGUGUCGAACCUCUUGUCACUGUUUCCGAAGAUAGACCACUGGCUUUGAGGGAAGAUAUUGUACUAGAGGAUUUUUGUAAAGAGCAAAUUCUAAGUAAUGCAAAAUUAACUGAAGAGGAUUACUUUGUUGUGCCUCCUGGAAAUGUACCAAUAGAAACAGAUGAAUUAUUUGAAAAAUCAGGAAAAAUUAUAAAAAAUUGAAGAUGUUUCGAAAAAUAGUAGAUUUUUGUACUAGAAAUUCUUUUCUUAAAAUUGUUGAAAGUUCUCCCACAAAUCAAUUGCUACUAGAACAGGGAUUACCUGGUACUCUUUUGGAAGAAAAUUUAAGGAGGGAAUGGUUUGAUAAUUUUUUGAAUAGUAAGGAAAUACCAGUAUUCUAUAGUAAAGGCGAUUUCAAGGAUACUU
Harmonia axyridis is the source of this 729-nucleotide messenger RNA. RefSeq names its product glutamyl-tRNA(Gln) amidotransferase subunit C, mitochondrial (gene GatC). Gene Ontology annotation, biological process: regulation of translational fidelity; glutaminyl-tRNAGln biosynthesis via transamidation; mitochondrial translation. The transcript is spliced from 2 exons. The record is from RefSeq and is a predicted model, not a curated record. Gene Ontology annotation, molecular function: glutaminyl-tRNA synthase (glutamine-hydrolyzing) activity. Gene Ontology annotation, cellular component: mitochondrion; glutamyl-tRNA(Gln) amidotransferase complex. Lineage: Eukaryota; Metazoa; Arthropoda; Insecta; Coleoptera; Coccinellidae. The coding region runs from base 43 to 525 and encodes 160 amino acids.